UAUCUAUCUAAACGUAUGUAUUUCAUGGCAGUGUUAAUGACGUGUCGUGAUUCAUGUUAAGUUCAUAAGGGUUAGAAUUAUGUUUUUUUGAACAUAAUUUUGUUAAAUAUUCAAUAAAAAAUGUUGACGAAAUUUGAAACUAAAUCUGCUCGUGUAAAGGGACUCUCUUUUCACCCCAAACGUCCAUGGGUUCUUGCAAGUUUGCAUAAUGGAGUUAUUCAAUUAUGGGACUAUCGUAUGUGUACUUUAUUAGACAAAUUCGAUGAACAUGAUGGUCCAGUUCGUGGGAUAUGUUUCCAUAAUCAGCAACCAUUGUUUGUUUCUGGUGGUGAUGAUUACAAAAUUAAAGUAUGGAAUUAUAAACAAAGAAGAUGCAUCUUCACUUUGUUAGGUCAUUUAGAUUAUAUUAGAACAACUGUAUUUCAUCAAGAGUACCCAUGGAUUCUAAGUGCAUCAGAUGAUCAAACUAUUCGUAUUUGGAAUUGGCAAAGUCGUACUUGCAUUUGUGUUUUAACUGGACAUAAUCACUAUGUGAUGUGUGCACAAUUUCAUCCUACAGAAGAUAUCAUUGUAUCAGCUUCUUUAGAUCAAACAGUCAGAGUAUGGGACAUUUCUGGAUUAAGAAAAAAAAAUGUAGCUCCUGGUCCAGGAGGCUUGGAAGAUCAUUUAAAAAAUCCUGGAGCCACAGAUUUAUUUGGUCAAGCUGAUGCUGUUGUAAAACAUGUUUUGGAAGGACAUGACAGAGGUGUUAAUUGGGCAUAUUUUCAUCCAACAUUGCCUCUAAUUGUUUCUGGAGCUGAUGACCGUCAGAUUAAAAUGUGGAGAAUGAAUGAUGCCAAAGCUUGGGAGGUUGAUACUUGUCGUGGGCAUUAUAAUAACGUCUCUUGUGUUUUAUUCCAUCCUAGACAAGAUUUAAUUCUUUCAAAUUCUGAGGAUAAAAGUAUUCGGGUUUGGGAUAUGUCUAAACGUACUUGUUUGCACACAUUUAGAAGAGAGCAUGAAAGAUUUUGGGUUCUUGCAGCACAUCCUACAUUGAACCUUUUUGCUGCUGGUCAUGAUUCUGGAAUGAUUAUUUUUAAGUUAGAAAGAGAACGUCCGGCAUAUGCUGUAUAUGGAAAUGUUCUUUAUUAUGUAAAAGAACGUUUCCUUAGAAAAUUGGAUUUCACUACCUCAAAAGACACAUCUGUUAUGCAAAUACGAGGAGGUGGAAAAACACCUCCUUAUAGUAUGUCGUACAAUCAAGCCGAGAACGCUGUUUUGAUAUGCACUAGAUCACCUAAUAAUGUUGAAAAUAGCACUUACGAUCUAUACUUAAUACCGCGUGAAAGUGAUUCGAACACUGAUGCUGAUACGAAACGGGCUUCGGGCGUUACUGCUAUUUGGGUUGCUAGAAAUCGUUUCGCGGUGUUAGAUAGAGCAUAUUCGUUGGUCAUCAAAAAUUUGAAGAAUGAAGUUACGAAGAAAGUGCAGAUUCCAAGCUGUGAUGAAAUAUUUUACGCAGGCACUGGAAUGCUCCUUUUACGCGACGCUGAUCAAGUAACUCUCUUUGAUGUUCAACAGAAACGAACAUUAGCCGAAGUAAAAAUUUCUAAAUGCAGAUAUGUCGUUUGGUCUAGCGAUAUGUCUCAUGUUGCUUUACUUGCGAAACAUACUGUUAACAUUUGUAAUCGACGAUUAGAAUCCUUGUGUUCUGUACAUGAGAACACUAGAGUAAAAUCGGGAGCUUGGGACGAUUCAGGAGUUUUCAUUUAUACGACUAGUAACCACAUUAAAUAUGCGAUCAACAAUGGUGAUCAUGGUAUUAUACGCACAUUAGACCUCCCGAUAUAUGUAACGCGAGUUAAAGGCAAUCAGGUUUACUGCUUAGACAGAGAAUGCAGACCAAGGAUUCUUCGAAUAGAUCCGACUGAAUAUAAAUUUAAAUUAGCUUUGAUUAAUAGGAAAUAUGAGGAAGUUUUGCACAUGGUUCGCAACGCAAAUCUCGUUGGCCAAUCUAUAAUUGCAUAUUUGCAACAAAAAGGAUAUCCUGAAGUUGCUUUGCACUUUGUCAAGGAUGAAAAGACAAGAUUUGGUCUUGCACUCGAAUGCGGAAAUAUCGAAGUCGCUUUAGAAGCCGCGAGAUCACUUGAUGAAAAAUCUUGUUGGGAAAACUUGGCUCAAGCAGCCUUAUUGCAAGGCAAUCAUCAAGUUGUCGAAAUGUGUUAUCAGAGAACUAAGAAUUUUGAGAAGUUGGCAUUCCUUUAUCUCAUAACUGGUAAUUUAGAGAAAUUACGUAAAAUGAUAAAAAUUGCAGAAAUUAGGAAAGAUGUUUCUGGGCAGUAUCAAGGUAGUUUAUUGCUUGGUGACAUUUACGAGCGUGCAAAAAUUUUGCGGAACUCAGGCCAAGCCUCAUUGGCUUAUGUAACUGAAAAAAUUCACGGUAUAUCAUCUCCAGAAGAUGAUAUUCAAUAUAGUUCUAUGAGCGAAGAACUGUCUGCUCUUGAAAUAGGAGCAGAAUAUCUCCGACCUCCCGUACCAAUCCAACAGGCCGAGAACAACUGGCCAUUGUUAACAGUAUCAAAAGGUUUCUUCGAAGGAGCAAUGAUGUCGCGCGGAAAGAGUCAAGUAGCUGCUGCUUUGGCUCCGGAAGAUGAUAGUGCUGUACCUGCUGAAGGAUGGGGCAAUGACGAAGAAUUAGGAAUAGAUGAUGAAGAAGGUGUGGAAAAUGAAAAUAUUCCUGAAGGUGAAGAAAGCGCUGGAUGGGAUGUCGAAGAUGUAGAUUUGCCACCAGAACUCGAAACUCCAGCGACCGUGGUGGAAGAUGGGUAUUAUUCACCGCCAACAAAAGGAGUAUCACCAACUCAACAUUGGGUGAACAAUUCUCAGUUAGUUGUAGAUCAUAUUCUAGGUGGGUCGUUUGAAACGGCAUUUAGAUUGUUAAAUGAUCAAGUUGGUGUAGUUGAAUUUGGAGCUUAUCAAAAUCUUUUCAUGAAUAUUUUCGCACGCGCUAGAACGUCGUUUGCUUCGUUACCGAAUAUACCUUCUUUAUAUGGAUAUCCUCAAAGAAAUUUGAAAGAUACGAGCCCAAAAAGUGGCCUUCCUGCUGUUGGACUACAUCUUAGUGAUCUGGUUCAACGACUUCAAGUAUGCUAUCAUUUGACAACUGGUGGAAAGUUUCCAGAAGCUAUAGAAAAAUUACAAGCAAUCUUACUCAGUGUGCCAUUAUUGGUUGUUGAUACAAGACAAGACAUUAUAGAAGCACAGGAAUUGAUUCAGAUUUGCAGAGAGUAUAUCCUAGGUUUGAAAAUGGAAACUGAAAGGAAAAACUUACCUAAAGCUACUUUAGCCGAACAGAAACGAAUCUGUGAAAUGGCUGCCUACUUUACACACUGCCAUUUGCAACCUAUUCAUCAGAUUCUUACUUUAAGAAUAGCUGUAAAUAUGUUUUUCAAAUUAAAGAAUUACAAAACUGCAGCAUCGUUUGCAAGAAGAUUACUUGAAUUAGGACCUAAGCCUGAAUUAGCACAACAAGUUAGAAAGAUUUUGCAGGCUUGUGAUAAAAAUCCAGUAGAUGAACAUCAGUUGGCAUAUGACGAACAUAAUCCAUUCUCAUUAUGUGCAAGCACAUUUGUUCCAAUUUAUAGAGGAAAACCAGAAGUCAAAUGUCCGUUAUGCGGUGCAAGUUAUUUACCUCAAUUUAAAGAUACAGUAUGCAAAGUUUGUGAAGUAGCGCUAAUUGGAAAACAAUGUAUUGGUUUAAAGAUAAGUCCUGUUCAAUUCCGAUAAUUUUUUUAGUAUUUUUAUUAUUAUUAUUAUAAAUAAUAUAUUAUAUUAUAAUAUAA
Messenger RNA from Frieseomelitta varia, 3821 nucleotides. RefSeq names its product coatomer subunit alpha (gene alphaCOP). Lineage: Eukaryota; Metazoa; Arthropoda; Insecta; Hymenoptera; Apidae. The record is from RefSeq and is a predicted model, not a curated record. Gene Ontology annotation, cellular component: COPI vesicle coat. Gene Ontology annotation, biological process: intracellular protein transport; endoplasmic reticulum to Golgi vesicle-mediated transport; retrograde vesicle-mediated transport, Golgi to endoplasmic reticulum. Bases 121 to 3765 code for a protein of 1214 amino acids. The transcript has 5 exons. Gene Ontology annotation, molecular function: protein binding; structural molecule activity.